AAGGUAAUUAAUCUCCACGCUUCUCUCUCUGCAAUUACUCCUUGAGAGCAUCUCUCUCUAGAAUAUCGAGUAUUGCUGACUUAAGCGUCGGAGUGUUUUCCCCGGGGAAACAUCCUCGGGAUUUUCAGGUGUAGAAGCAGCUGAAGACUUCAACAGUGUUGGAUUGUGAAGCUGCCCAAACAUUUGGCGCCGUCUGUGGGAACCCGAACAAGAAGUUGUGUGACUAAACCUGCUGAAAGACAAAAUGGUCCGUACCUUUACAGGAGGUCGCCCUCCAAGAAAUGAAAUGGACGAACAGGAGGAUGCUCACAUAUCUGAGCCCGGCUUGAAUGACUUUAGGCCAAUGCCAAGAAAUCUUUUUGUAGGAGGAGUCGAACAGGAUCACCUAAGUGAGACGGAUGAUGAAAGAACACCAACUGGGUAUGCAACCCAGCCUGAACAGUUCCAAGUUCCAACAGGAACAAGACAAAGAUCUGCCAGACCGUACAAUUCACAGCGUGAACGACCUGAAAGGUCAACAGAGCCUGCUCGAACAACCGAGCUCGAAGAGAGAACCAGAGUUCUCGAAAUGGCAAUGGGUAAAAUCCUUGCCCGUUUAAUCCCUGAUGAUCCCUUGAUUCCUUUGCUGAACAGAGAUACACAACCGGCUGCGGUUGUUGCAACUCGAAAUUCCCCCGCUCUCAGCAUCAUAGUAGUGCCGACCAGGCCAAGGGGAAGUGGGAAGUUGAAUAUCGAGCCCAGCUCGUCCAAACAUAGUGAAGAACUAAUGAGAAAGAACGCAGACCUUGAAAGACAGCUGCGGGACGUACAAAAGUCUAUUGACGAGCUGAAAAGUCCCAGGUCGCAUCAACAGACUCUGGAUUUGGAUAGUGCGCCACUAAACUUAUCCAUUACGGCAGAGCCGUAUCAAGAGGGAUUCAGAAUUCCCCACCUGGAGACAUAUGAUGGCUCGGGUGACCCUGAUGAACAUCUGCACACCUAUCAAGCCAUCAUGAGAAUCCAAAACGCCAAUGAUACCAUGAUGUGCAAAGUGUUCCCAGCAACACUCAAGUCAACAGCCAGGAGAUGGUAUCACAAACUCCCCAGACAUUCAAUAGAUUCAUUUUCCCAGCUCGCCAAGCUGUUUUCUAACAAAUUUGCGAGCCAAAGGGAGAUCAAGGGCACAGCAACUGAGCUGAUGCAAGUUAACCAGAAGGAAGGGGAGUCUUUGAGGGAUUACAUGCAGCGGUUCAACAAAGCCACCUUGGACAUUGAUAAUGUCCCAGACACGAUUUGCCUGUUCGCCCUGUUGCAUGGGUUGAAGCGUGACCGGUUCCUAGACGACCUGCUUGAAAACCCACCUAAGACGUGGAACGAGGUGAAUGACAGGUCGGCUAGCUUCAUACUGUCAGAGGACUUUCAGUCGUCCAAGCGACGAGCUGAUGAUAAGCCGAGCAAAGGCCAGGAACAACAACCGAGGAGAGAAGAGAAGAAGAAGCAGAAGGUCAGUGAGCAAUGGGGGAAACCAGCUGAGUUCCCGAAAUAUGCCAAUUACAUUCCUUUGACCUUACCUAGGUCUCAAAUCCUGGCACAAAUUCAGCACUGGGUUAGGAGACCUCCACCCCCACUACAUGAUUCCCCGAGGGCAGACAAGAGCAAGCAUUGUGACUACCACCGUGCAUAUGGUCACAAUACAGAGGAUUGCCAACACUUGAAGGACGAGUUAGAGUUUUUGGCUCGUAACGGGAAGCUAGAAGGGUAUGUUCAGAAGCCUCACACCCAGCAACCCACUCAAACCCAUUUUGUACAAGCGUACGACCGACCUCAAGGACAGAGGUACCAGCACGGUGAGACGCAGGAUGCAUAUCAGGAUAACCAGUAUCCUUUUGAACAGGGCAGAGCAUACCGAGGACGUCCAUUCAACAGGAGAGGACAGGGACCAAGAACUACCGCCCCGAAUCAAAAAGACAGGAAAGGGGUAGGUUAUGCUGGGAUACCCCCACCUUCUGGUACCAUAAACAUGAUAUCGGGUGGUGUUCACUCUGGGGGCCAAAGCGCCCGAGGUCGUAAGACGUAUGCACGCCAGGUGAUGACAGUUAACAAAAACAGACCUUUGAAACGCCCGUUUGAAGAAGCAGAAUGGGAAAAUGCUCUCAUCACAUUCAGCCCGGCGGACUAUAAGCGAGCAGAAGGAGAGCCCAAUGUUAUGAUGCCGCAUGCUGAUCCUUUUGUGGCAACGGUUCAUAUAGGCGAUCAUAAUGUCAACAAAGUCUUUGUUGACACGGGUAGCUCGCCGGAUAUCCUGUAUUGGAGUUGCUUUCAGAAAAUGCAGCUGAAUCCAAAUUCACUGCAGAAAUAUGAAGGGCCUAUAUAUGGGUUUGACAAUCAGCCCGUCCCGGUUGAAGGAAUCAUUACCCUACCCAUCUAUGUGGGCUCGGAGCCACGGUUUAGGAUGGCUUCCGUUACCUUCCUGGUCGUCAAGAUGGAGUCAGCUUUCAACGCUAUAUUGGGAAGAGCUACCCUUUGCGAGCUGAAGGCUGUCAUCUCACAACCACAUCUCUGCAUGAAAUUCCCAACUCCUUAGGGGGUAGGAGUGCUUAAAGGGA
Messenger RNA from Rubroshorea leprosula, 2585 nucleotides. Lineage: Eukaryota; Viridiplantae; Streptophyta; Magnoliopsida; Malvales; Dipterocarpaceae. The record is from the annotation of a GenBank genome assembly.